Molecule: messenger RNA, 513 nt
Organism: Fonsecaea nubica
Lineage: Eukaryota; Fungi; Ascomycota; Eurotiomycetes; Chaetothyriales; Herpotrichiellaceae
Exons: 3
Coding region: 1-513 (170 amino acids)
Source: RefSeq, a predicted model, not a curated record
AUGACCAUCCCGUGUACACAUCUCACGACAACAACGACAAGUGCACGAACGUCAGAAAGCCCUGCCACUACCUCACCGACGUCAAGAACGACCAGUUCUACAGAGUACCACGACUCCAAGUACAAGCUCCACCAGCAGCUCGUCCACAGGCUCUCCGACCAUCUCUCCAACUAUCUCUUCAACCAGCUCUUCCACUACAUCAUCCGUCACCUCUUCGACCACUUCUCCUACCACCUCUUCGUCCUCGACUGCUACCUCCACGGAAACCUCCACGACAACUACAACGACGCCAUCUACUACAACUACAACUACAUUAACUACGCUGUCAACAUCCACAACCACGACUACAACGACGACGACGACAAUAACAACAACCACAACCACAACCACUACGACGUUACCCACUACAACCGUGACUACGACCCCAUCCACCACCACCACCACCACCACCACAACAACAACAUCAGCACCACCAGCCGUAUCGUCAGCCUGCUCGUCGGAGCAGUUCAAUGA